GAUUGCUGAUGCGUUCUUUGAUUACAGCUGAUCACUAUAUAUUUCAAAAGAUCAUGUAUCGCGGGGGUCACAUAGAUGAUGAGGAUGAUGAAGGCGAAGUUUCGGAGGCUACUAUACAACUAAGUCGAAAGAUUACUGCGGAUUUUCGCAAAGCGUUCCCGUUACGAGGUGACUCAGCGCGGAAAACUGUACCUGUAGCCACUCCAUCUUUGUCGCAGAUCUCAAAGCGUCUCAAUUUCGACGACAGCUUCACUUUACCAUCGGCUGUAAACACUGAUGUGAAGAUGUUUGAACUGAAAGAGCAUGUUCACCUUCUUGAGACUAAACUAUCGAAUACAGAGAAGGAAAUCGAGAGGUUUAGAACAGCGGAGAAGGCCAUGAUCGAGCGUGCUGAACAACAGUUGUUGGAAAUUGUGGAUUUGAAAAAAGAGCUAAUCAGACGCAACGACAAUACGCUCCUAGAUGAAGCAGAACGCAGGGCUGUACAGGCCGAACGCUCCCGUGAUGAAUGGCAGGACGCGUGUGCACGUUUUCAUCGCUACUUUCGAUGUGCCAAAGCACGUCUUGAAAUUGCUGAAAAGGAAUUGCAAUGCAGGGGAAAUAUGACUGAAGACUUGAAAAAGAGUCUGGACUUUGCCUGGACAUCGUCUGAGUGCCGUCCGGAAGAGAUCAAUUCGGAUAAUGUUCGCGAACUUUUGGACACCGCUGCGCACACACUGGAGGAUUUGAACAAAAUUUCUGUCAGAGAAGAUGUUGGGAGCAGCAUUUUUCGAGAACCUUCCCCCAUACAAUCCGCCGUUUUUGACGAAGGCAAUCAGUCAGUUGUCUCAAACCUGAGCGAAUCGAUAUUGAAUAGCACUCUAGCAAAUACCUCGAUUGAUUAUGAGAAGGACGAGAAGAUUCAGCGACUAGAGCUGGAGAAUAGCCAGCUGAAAGACCGCCUUACAGUAUACUUUGACCGUGCACAAAAAUCAAUGCUAAUGGAAGAGAAGAAAACGAGCGCUGAACAAAAAUAUCAUCUGCUAGAAAAGAAGAUGGAGGAGAUGCUGAGUGAACUAAACUCGCUUCGGUCCGCCUGUUCCAAGAAAAUCUUCGAUGUCAUGGACACUUCCACACAAAAUCGUGCGGCGGAAAUUAUGAAGCGUGUACAAGAUCUCAAUGACAGGAACGAAGUGCUGCAAAAAGAGUUGGAGUGUGCACGCUUAGCAGCAGAAAGUGCCAGAAGCAAGGUGGAGGUGCUAACCAAUGAACGCGAGGAGCUGGCGCAGACGGUUGACAAUUUAACCGGGUUGAAUCUAGAACUGGAAGCUUCCAUGAAACGAGAGAAGAACUUGGCAGCUUCUCUAAGUCAGUCUUUGGAAAAGAGAACGGAGGAGUUGGAGUCAGUGCAGAGAGAAUUCGGUGCUGCUCGGUCGCAAAUACAAACUUUGGAGGGAAAGCUUUUGGAGAGUACUGAAGCAGUGCGUCAACUGGAAGAGCAACUCAAGCAUGCUAAAGGAGAAGCCACUGAUGCUGGAGAUGAGACGCAAAUUUUGCAUCUUCGUUUCAAUCCCUUACAAUCUGCUGUAGACGAAGAACAAGAACGCGCGCGAAAGAGGAGAGCGGACGAGACUUUCUCGGCAGAAUCGAGCGAGGCCAAGAGAGCUCGUGAUGAGCAAAUACAUGCCCUCGAGGCUCAGUUAAAGAGAAGUGAACGAGAAAAGGAAGAGGCGUUGAGGCUUCAAGCCGAUCUCGCUAAGAAAUACAGAGAAUUUUCUACCACUCUGACGGGUUAUCAGAUAAAGUUGAAAGAUGUGGAAGAAGGAAUUUGUUGCGUGAAUAGCGUCUAUGAUGAUACGGAAAAGCAGUUUGUGUUCAAGUACAAUUCCGAGACUGGCAUAGUCGAUUUACUGGAUGUUGGUCAGGACGUACUCUCUCAGGGACGUCCCUGGGAACAUGAGAUGCAGAAGUAUAUAGGAGAACGCCAUUCCAUUCCUGGUUUUCUUGCUGCUGUUACGCUACAGCUGGAGGCGCGCCGAAACUUGACGGAGGAGGAUCUAACGAAUGCAUUUCAUACUUUCCGAGAAGACUGAAAACUUUCGCUAUCUGAUCAGCAAUUUUUUUGUACAAUCUUAUCAUAUUCAUUAGGGUACUACUUGUUGAAGACUAUCAAGGUUCAGUAUGAUGAAGGAUCACUGUGUUGACGGAUAUGUAACUAACCUAUCUCACUUGAAUGCAGAUCUCUGCUCUCUUUCCCUUUCUGAAGGUGUGCUGUACUUGUCUCAUAACAUAAACCUUGAUUGAGUU
Molecule: messenger RNA, 2286 nt
Organism: Cylicocyclus nassatus
Lineage: Eukaryota; Metazoa; Nematoda; Chromadorea; Rhabditida; Strongylidae
Source: the annotation of a GenBank genome assembly